GCUUAUAAGUUACAACAUUUUUUAUGAGUUUCCGGUACUUAUAAUAAUUACUAAUUCAAAAAUUUCCUUUACCUAGCUAAUUGAAUAUCAGAAAAAAAAACUAGUUCCCAAUAAAUAAUAUGAUAUCGAAAAUUUGUCAUGACAUCGAUAUCAUACUGAAUUAUCGAUAUUGUUGCCCAUCACUAUUAAAUAAUAAUAUGUUAAUGCAUAUUUUAUGAUAAAUUUUUCAUUAUUUUUGUACUUAAUGUACUUGUCAGUUGUCGGUGAACUGGGCAUCACUGCAGUACUUUACCGAUACAUACAUCGUUCCAAUAUUUAAGGAUGAUAGGUAGGUACGUAUAUUUUUUUUAGAAUUUCCCGAGUCCAGCCAAAGAUAAUAGGUCCUAAAUUGAAUUAUUUAGGAGAAGUGAGCUUUUAUGAAAGAAAAAAAAAUAAAUAAAAAGAAACGCGAUUGCGAUUGUAUUGCGAAGACUUUUAGGCUGAGUUUUGGCAUGGCUAUUUAUUUAUUUAUUGAAAUGAUUCGUUCGACACUGCGAAUAUUCUGAGUACGAUGCGGAAGUCAGAACUUUAUCAGGUUUAGGCUCGAAAUAACAUUUAUGUGAUAAUCGAUGUCAGCCAACAUCAGUGGUUCGUGACCGGGCGUCUUGAGGAAGCGUAAUGAAAAGUAAUCGCCGAAACAGCGUAAAUAUUAUGGGCGACAAUCGACAUAAAUAUCGUUAUCGGCCGUGGAAGUCGAGUGAUCUUACGAUUGACCUUGCAACUCUAACGGAAAAUCAAUUAAACACGGUGGUAAUAAGUAGUAAUAAUAUUUUAUAUAAAAUGUCGCUCGUCGUCUAAAAAUCGUUAGUAGCAUUCUCCGCGAACGGAUAACAAUAAUAUUAUUAACUGCUGUAGUGUCGACGACGACGCAUAAUACCAUGUUGGACGGCUAUGCGGUGGCGACAAUCACGGCAGGCCUUUGUUUGUCGAUCGUCAUUGGGACCGUUUGCGACAGCGCCGAAAUGAUGACCGCCUUUGUCCCAACGGCCACAAAGCCGCAACGAACUGCCGGGAAUUUCAGUGGCGAGUUGACAAGGAGUCCACGGUUUGUGGUGGUUAACGGUGACGGCGUGCCCGACUAUGACGGCGCGGAGGACGAUGACGACCAUGUCGUGUACGACUACGACGAUGGUGGUGGCAGUGGCGGCGAUCACGACCACGGCUACGACCACGACUAUCACGACAUCGGGCAUGAUGACGACGACGAUGACGAUUUCGACCACGACCACGGUAGCGGUCCGGGUUACCACCAUCACGUAUGGUGGCACCACUACUACCAUCACGGUGAACCACACCUACCGUUUCCACUAUUCCCGCCCAUCUUCGUGCACAGGCGACCUAGUUACCGCCGGUGCGAUCAGUGGCCAUUCGAGUGCAGGAGCACUUACGAAAUGAUCCAGUGGCUCCAAUGUUAUCAUGAGUUUUUGGCCGGAUCGGGAAUCCACGACGAGGUUGGCCUCCACGGGCUGGUCGGGGUGCCCACACACGCAUGGAAGAAGUAACGUCAGGGCGGUGUCGAGUGCCAGGACUUCGCGGGUGGUUAAAGCGGAAAAUCGCUAUUUUCACGAAUAACGUCCAUCGUACGGUUUUUUUUUUUAUUCCCGUACCACAAUGUUUACCCGUACUGGCAUACUGCUAGACGGUUCUAUUUUCAGAGACUGUCGGACCUUUUGUGUUUUCUUCCGUUCUGGUUCCGGUAUUAGAUUAUUUCAUUAAAAGAUUCUGGUUCCGGUUCCGGUUUUCGAAUAAUCUAAAUUAUGGUUUAAGGUCAAACUGAUGUUUAAUGGUUCCAAAUAAAUAUUUUUUUUU
Messenger RNA from Acyrthosiphon pisum (pea aphid), 1848 nucleotides. RefSeq lists its product as uncharacterized. The record is from RefSeq and is a predicted model, not a curated record. The coding region runs from base 918 to 1541 and encodes 207 amino acids. The transcript is spliced from 2 exons. NCBI's taxonomy places the organism in Eukaryota, Metazoa, Arthropoda, Insecta, Hemiptera, Aphididae.